This is a messenger RNA of Venturia canescens, 2339 nucleotides long. RefSeq lists its product as uncharacterized. Lineage: Eukaryota; Metazoa; Arthropoda; Insecta; Hymenoptera; Ichneumonidae. The record is from RefSeq and is a predicted model, not a curated record. The transcript is spliced from 15 exons. Bases 241 to 2307 code for a protein of 688 amino acids.
GGCUUGUUUGAAAUCACUUCAAAAAAAUGAAAUAUAAUCAAUCCUUCAAUCUUAUUACAUAGGUCAUUCCUGUAUUGAAAUCAUCUGUUCAAUAAUUGAAACAAACUUCAGUUCGAUUUCUCUUGAUUUCCCAGUUAUCUACGCUGUAGUCGGAAAACUAUUUGUCAAGGGACGGCAAAAUUACUAAAUGGGCUUAUAGAAGAUGGAUAUCCCCAUUCGCAAUACUGUGUUCCAGACGAUAUGGUUGAGCAUAUAUGUCGCUUUAAAACUGUCUUAUCGGAUGCUCUUUCUCGGCAUUGGUACAAAUUAAAAGAUUUGUACGAUGCGUAUGCAGUUCUUCAUCCAGAAGCAGCCAGCCAUGUUUCAUUCCGAUCCAUCAGGAGCUUUAUGAAAGUAUGCAGAAAGAAGCAUUAUCCCCCGAGUCCCCAUACGGUCCGUGAAUUCGUGGAUCGACUCGUUGAUCCAGUGUUUGCUCGCAAUCUAGAGUACGAUAAUGGUCGACUUUCUGUGCGUUUGAUCAUUGACAACAGCGGUGCACAGCAUGCCCUAUUUUUCGAUAAAAAUUUCGUGCGGCAAGAAAUGGCUGAGGUAUCAAGGCUUCUUAUUGAUGGAACGUUUUGUUCGCGACCCCGGAUUGAUGGAGUAUAUCAAUUGCUCACUAUUAUGGGGAUAAAAUUGAAUCACGGCUUCCCCUUCAUAUGGGUCAUCAUGACAUCAAAGACGCAAAAUGCUUAUGAAGCAUGUUUGCAAUAUGUAAAAACACAUAUUCUGCAUGCGCAUAACAUUCUUCUUGUGAUGAGCGACUUUGAACGCGCAUUGCGGAAUGCUGUUUUGAAAGCAUUUCCAACCGCUCUAAGUACGGGUUGUAAUACCCAUCACGAUCGUGCGAUAUAUAAGAAAGCCAGGGCCCUCCAUCUUCAAAAUUUAUUUCGGACCAACGCAGAAGCCAAAAGUUUUUUCAAAAAACUUUUGGCUCUGGCGUAUUUGCCUGCUGAUCAUAUUGCCAACCAAUUCGAAACUAUCAAGAAUAGUUUAACACCGACAGUCCGAAGACAGCUGAACCCACUAUGCGACUAUUACGCCCGGUAUUGGCUAGGAAUUGUCAAGCCAGAGGGCUUUAGCGUCUAUGGGCUUAGCUGUCGGACGAACAAUAUCGUGGAGUCUUAUCACAGCAGACUUAAGCACAGGAUAGAAGCUCGCCCUGGUCCUUGGGACUUUGUUUGCAAGCUACUCAAACUACAAGCCAACGUUCGAUCGGACAUCGAACACUUAAAAAACAAUGUACCGAUCGGCAGGCACGCACGUUAUUCGACAGUCUUCAAGCAAAAGAAAUUGAUAAAAGCGUGGCGUGAGCUGCACAUGCUUGAAAUUACGGUAAAUGAAUUCAUCGAAAAGGCAGUGGCUUUAAAAGGCAAUAUCGAAAUAAUCAUGGCUAAUCACGAAGAUAUGCAAGAAAAUGACGAGGCUCAUGAACAUGAGCUGCAGGAAACUCCAUCGGUCAAUCCAUUAGAUCCAGAUUUCGAGCGAGAAAUAUUCUCUGAGGAACCACCACGAUGGCUCCUGGACAAUUCCAUAACUUUUCAAGAAAAUGAACAAGUUAUGCCGAUUGUGAUCGAUGACGACUCGGACGCUUCGUCACUUGUUUCUAAUGCCAACAAUGAAGAUGUGGGAAAUUUGCUUCUGGGUGAUGAAGAACGGAGGACAUUCCCACAACCCAACAUAAUUGAAAAUCAGCCGAUUUUAAUCGACGACGACUCGGACGCUUCGUCACUUGUUUUUAAUGCCAACAAUGAAGAUGUGGGAAAUUUGAGUGAGGAAGAACGGAGGACAUUCCCACAACCCAACAUAAUUGAAAAUCAGCCGAUUUUAAUCGACGACGACUCGGACGCUUCGUCACUUGACAGGAAUGCAAAUCCGCUUCCAAGGCAAAGGAGAGAGGAAAUUACUCCAGACCCUCCAACCUCUUCGACAACACAGGCGUUGAAGAAGCAAAAACGCAACAAGCGUCGAAAAGAUAUGAGAAGAAGAGCGAUUGUACGAAGACAAGAUGGUUCAAAUUCGGGAAAUAUCGAACUUGAGCAGCAGUUAAGUACAGCAGGGAACCGGCUCCAAAAUAUGCAGAACAAUGUCUGCAAGGUGUGUCUAUUGACAUCGGCAACUCACAUUUACUGGCCGUGUGGGCAUUGCUGCUGCUGCUCUACGUGCGCAGACAUACUGUGGAACGAGUAUCGCGAACGGCGCUGCCCAAUAUGUCGGACAGUAGCGUCCGAAGCCCCUCGGAGGGUGUUUCAACCAGAGGAUUUUUAAAAAAUAUAAAAAAUAAAUGCCUUUCCCAAGUU